GUGGCCAAUCAGGUGAUGGUAGCUGGCCUCCGAUCCCCAGGUAUAAAGGCAGUCGUGGGGAUUUAUGCUAUCUGUGGAAGAGUGGUAAGGAAGAGAGACGGAGCGUUAAUUGGCUGGUGGCAGGAAGCAAUUAUGAGCCUGACGUUUAUCCUUCUUGGGGCCGUUGCCGCCUUCGUAGCUGGUUAUGAGCCAGAUGGCCCACCCGUGCUUGUGGAACUCUUCUCCGACAUCGACCCGGCCUCCUGCAGGUGGAACAUGGGACAUGAUUUACAGGAAACUUACUACGCGCUGAAGGACACUGGGAUCAUGAACAUGUACCUUAACUUCUACGGACACACAGAGGAACCUAUCGGACCAGGCGAGUUCUACGAGCACAGACUGGCUGAAUGCGCUAUCUUCUACAGUAACAACAACGACACCCUGAUCGAAUUCUUCAGAUGUUUCAUGACGGAGGAACACUUCCCAGAGGCCGCCAUUGACGGAAAGCAUUGCGCAGAAAGUGUGGGCAUUGACUGGUCCGUCCUCGAAGGGUGUUACUUAUCCGAAGAAGGCGAGCAGCUUCUGAUAAAGGCCGGGGAAAAAUACCACAGCAUGAAGCCACCAGUUAGUUCUUAUCCAGAAUACUAUAUCAACAGCCAUCCGAGAGUACAGGCCUAUGGGAACCUCAAGAAAUACGUCUGCGAGGCUUAUACUGGGACUCCCCCUCAAGAAUGCGAGGGAUAGUGGCCUUCUCCUUUCCUCGUAUGAGAACCAAGAGCGAGUUUCAUUCGGCAACAGCAGCUGCAAUAGAUUUGAUUUGCACUAACUAAA
Molecule: messenger RNA, 810 nt
Organism: Macrobrachium nipponense
Lineage: Eukaryota; Metazoa; Arthropoda; Malacostraca; Decapoda; Palaemonidae
Exons: 6
Coding region: 16-723 (235 amino acids)
Molecular function (GO): oxidoreductase activity, acting on a sulfur group of donors, disulfide as acceptor
Source: RefSeq, a predicted model, not a curated record